UCUAUUUUCAACUGGACACACUGGGGAGGAGGCACAGCUGCCAGAAUUAUAGCAGUGGCUGCAAUCUUCUUGGGUAUGGACUUGCAGGCUCUGGAUCUCCCAGAUCCUUGGGACACCUACACCAUGGUUGGCUUUGUUCUAUGGCAUGUCUGCAUAGACAUCUUGCUGGAGCUGCACAGUUUCUGUCACCUGCGCCAUGAAUCUGGAAAAGCAGAUGAUCAGACUCUGAUGCUAAAUCCUUCCUUUAAUGGGGAAGAGGGACACACCUUUAAGAAGAUUGUGCUGACAAUAUACAUCUGCGGAAACUUUGCCUUUUUGAUAACAUUCCUGGCUGCAAUCUACCAACUUUGA
This is a messenger RNA of Staurois parvus, 351 nucleotides long. Lineage: Eukaryota; Metazoa; Chordata; Amphibia; Anura; Ranidae. The record is from the annotation of a GenBank genome assembly.